Fusarium keratoplasticum is the source of this 1998-nucleotide messenger RNA. RefSeq lists its product as uncharacterized. Gene Ontology annotation, cellular component: GARP complex. Gene Ontology annotation, molecular function: syntaxin binding. The transcript is spliced from 3 exons. The coding region runs from base 1 to 1998 and encodes 665 amino acids. The record is from RefSeq and is a predicted model, not a curated record. Gene Ontology annotation, biological process: endocytic recycling; Golgi to vacuole transport; retrograde transport, endosome to Golgi. NCBI's taxonomy places the organism in Eukaryota, Fungi, Ascomycota, Sordariomycetes, Hypocreales, Nectriaceae.
AUGUGGCUCGACCGACUGGCCGGAGGGCCGGCCAGCAACCCCGGACCCUCCACUCCCCAGCCCGGGAACAGAGCAUAUUCGCCGCUGCCCCGGAGGACUUCGAGUUCCUUGAGCCCAUAUGUCACAUCCCAACGUGGCGGUGUCUCUCCCCGUGGCUCUUCGCUGUCCCUCGUCUCCAAUGAUUCCUCCUCAUCCCUCCUAUCCUCGUCGCGAAGACCGAACGGCUCCAACCUCAGGCAAACCUCCACCAUCGAGACGGGACCAGACUCUCUUGAAGUAUUAGAGACAUUGCUGGCCGGAUUCUCGACAGACAGCGAUUCAGCGACAAAGCAAAAGACCAUAAGCCAGGAUGAUAUUGACUUCGAAGCGGACUUUGGAGGCCUAUCAUUAAAGGAGCUAGCUGCGUCGCAAGCCCCUGAGCCGGCCACCUUCAACACGCGCAAGCCGCAAACCGCAGAAGAGAGCGAGAAUGAACGAUCCAAGCUUGAGGAUCUCCAUCGGUCAAUAGAAGCAUGUGACGACGUCCUCAACUCGGUCGAGAUCAACCUAGCGAGUUUCCGCAAUGAUCUUGCUACAGUAUCGGCCGACAUCGAGUCUCUGCAAACCCGAUCGACAGCUUUGAAUAGGAGACUAGAGAAUCGGAAACAGGUUGAAAAGGCUCUGGGACCCCUGGUCGAAGAGCUGAGCCUGUCUCCGGAAGUCAUCUCAAAGAUCUCUGAGGGGCACAUCGACGAGACAUGGGCCAAGAUGCUCGCAGAGCUGGAUCGGAAAACUGUUUCUUUCAAGAAGAAGUCUGAGACGAGGCCAAGUAAGGCGGCCAAGGAUCUUGAACCGAUCUUGGAGAAACUCACACUCAAGGCCAUUGAGCGCAUUCGCGACUUUAUCGUCGCUCAGAUCAAGGCUCUGCGAUCACCUCACAUCAAUGCGCAGAUCAUCCAACAACAGAACUUUCUCCGUUUCAAAGACCUGUUCACCUUUCUUCACAAGCAUCAUCCUACCCUUGCCAAUGAGAUCGCCUUGGCGUACAUGAACACGAUGCGAUGGUACUACCUCAACCAGUUCACCCGGUAUGAAAAGGCACUUGGCAAGAUAAAACUACACAUCCUGGAUAAGAACGACACACUCGGUCACGAGGACAUAACUCGCAAGGCCACCGUCCUCUCGAGCUCCCGGGCUCCAGGUCCGCCCCAUGACGCUUUCAACCUUGGCCGUCGCAUCGACCUCCUCAAGACCAACAGUCAAGCCGCCCUGUCCUCGUACCUCGCCGAGGAGGACCAGUCGACACACUACCUCGAGGUCCCCUUCCGCAACUUUAAUGUCGCUCUCAUCGACAAUGCCACUGCCGAAUACACCUUCAUGGCCACCUUUUUCUCACCCGCCUUGUCCUUUGGCCAGAUCUCAAAGAACUUCAACUAUGUCUUUGAACCCACCUUUGAACUCGGCCAGACCCUCUCUAGGUCUCUCGUCGGAGAAUCCUACGACGCCCUCGGCCUGCUCCUCUGCAUCCGCCUCAACCAGCACUUUGCCUUUGAGCUCCAGCGCCGCAAGGUCCCCGCUGUUGACGGCUAUAUCAACGCCACCACCAUGCUCCUAUGGCCUCGCCUUCAGGUCAUCAUGGAUCGUCAUUGCGACUCGGUCCGCCACCUGACCAACGCUGUGCCCUCGAAGCCCAAUCGCGCGGACCAGGCAAAGCUGUCCGCUGCGCCUCACGUUGUGACGCAGCGCUUCGGCCAGUUGCUUCAUGGUUUCCUAGCCCUCAGCGCUGAUGCCGGUGACGAUGGGCCUGUCGUUGCUAGUCUUCGUCGUCUACGUUCCGAGGUGGAGACCUUCCUCGGUCGUCAGGCCGAGUCAUACGGCGACAAGCGCAAGAGUGGGCGCUUCCUCUACAACAACUACUCUCUCAUCCUCACCAUCAUUAGCGACGAGAGCGGGACGCUGGCCGAGGAGCAGCAGGAGCACUUUGAGGAGCUCAAAGCUCAGUUCCAGGAGGCAGCCUAG